Molecule: messenger RNA, 363 nt
Organism: Microthlaspi erraticum
Lineage: Eukaryota; Viridiplantae; Streptophyta; Magnoliopsida; Brassicales; Brassicaceae
Source: the annotation of a GenBank genome assembly
AUGAACAUAGAUAAUAUAAUAUACGGUUGCACUUGGGAUGGAGUUUUAAUGUGGUCUGAGUCUAAAUCUGACACUAAGACUGAGGUUAGAGAAUGGAGAGAGAUUCAAGGUUUGGGAGAACUGCGUGAGAAGGGUUUAAGAACUGGGAGUGACUUUUACAUGGAGUACUACAAUGGUGGGAAACUCUUAGUUUUGUGGAAAUUGUCUGGUAAAGAGCAGGAAAACAAGAUUCAGUAUGCGAGGAUUUCUUUAGAAUCAAGAUCCAGUGGACGUGAGAUUUGGGGUCAGGUUGAGUGUCUCGAUGAGCAUACAUUUCCGGUCCAGUCAUAUAAAUCAUUUCGGUGUGUAACAGUAUCGGUUUGA